Mangifera indica (mango) is the source of this 1084-nucleotide messenger RNA. RefSeq lists its product as uncharacterized. NCBI's taxonomy places the organism in Eukaryota, Viridiplantae, Streptophyta, Magnoliopsida, Sapindales, Anacardiaceae. Bases 66 to 860 code for a protein of 264 amino acids. Gene Ontology annotation, molecular function: microtubule binding. The record is from RefSeq and is a predicted model, not a curated record. The transcript is spliced from 4 exons.
CUUGCCCAGCAAUUUCAGAUUUGUUUUCACACUCGAACUGAAUAAACGAGAAAGAAAUCAGAGAAAUGGAAUCGGAUGACUUGUCGUUUCUAGAGAUCUCCGGAGAAGAUGAUUCGCUGUUGCCGCUGCAAAAGAUCCUUAAUGACAACGCGACAAGUUUCGAUAAGACCUAUUUCACUUGUUCGCCUCUGCUAAUCCCCAGAUCUAAGCGUUCCGUUCAUCCCCCCUCGCCUCUUGUUUCUCCAAUUGCAGGAGUGACGAGCAAGGAGAAUGAAGAAAAUCUAAGUUUAUCAUCACAUAGUGAUAGUGUUAAUGAAGGGAAUACAAGCUUAAACAAACCGGAAGUGCCAAAACUCAGUAUAGAGCCCCAGCAAAUGAAGAGGAAGAAGAAGGGUGGAGGGUACAAUUUGCGCAAAAGCUUAGCAUGGAACCAAGCUUUCUUUACUGAAGAAGGUGUUUUGGAUCCUUGGGAGUUGUCUUUAAUUAGUGGUGACAUUGGUAAGUCUAGUGGGCCGCUGUUGCCAGUUAUUGAUGAAGAUCGGAGCGAAUCAUUGGUGGCUGAAUCAGAAGAUCUGACAGCUCUUGAAGAAAAUUUGUAUAAGGAGUUGCCAGCAAGUACUAUAAAGGAGGAUAGAAAGUGUGGCAGUACAUCAUUGCCAAAGAAGGGUGCAUCCACUGGAGUUAAUUGUAUUGUAGCAUCAACUUCAGCGGCUAAGCAAAAGGUGCUUUCAGCUCAAGAUGUUAAUAGAUGUGGAUCUAAACGCAGUGGUUGCCCAAGACCUGCGGCUUCAUCUACAUAUCCUUUUGAUGACAUCAUACAAUAUAGUGGGAGAGUUUUGUGGUUUUUAGAAAUUUACUAGAGUUGGGUAGUUGGUCUGUCUCUCUUUAUCUAUUAAAUUGGAGAGUAGUUGGUCUUAACUUCUUUGAACUGUGAAAAGGCCUGCGACUGUCAACAAAACUAAAGCAGCAACUAAAGAAUUAAACAUGCCAAAGAUACCAGUCCGAAAACAAGAUCCCUCUGUUCAUACUGCAACUGUUAAAACCAUUAUUGAGGGAGUCAGCAACAUAAAGCAGAAUCAGAAUG